UCGUCAGAUGCUGAUAUAUUACGACAGAUUUUGGAUAACCACAAUGACUACAUGGAAGAUGCACCAAUACGAUGGUUUCUUGAACCUGAUGACGUGAUGAUCUUAGACAGAGGAUUUAGAGAUGCAUUGGGAUAUACCGAAGAACAUGGAUUUACGGUCUGUACGCCACAGUCGCUUGGCAGGCACGAAAGACAACUGUCCACUGAAGCUGCAAACAAAUCUAGAUUGGUAACUUUGGUCAGAUGGGUAGUAGAAACCGUCAAUGGGAGAAUGAAGCAGAGCUUUAAGAUAUUCCGACACAAAUAUUUUAAUAUUGCUUUGCCCAAUGCAAUGAUAGAUUUUAAAAUAGCAGCAGCGUUGAUCAACGCAACCAUAGAGAGCUACGGUGAUAAUCCGCUGACUGAAAUCUUUAUAGAAAAGAUAGAUCAAAAUGUAACUAGGCCAAACCUACUGGCUGAUUACGUUGAUGAACAACGUCUAAACGCACAAAAAAACGUUGCGUUUCAGAGGAUAGAGGCAACCUCAAUAGAAGAUUUUCCUAGAAUGACCCACGAUGAGUUGCUUAUUUUUUCUAUUGGAACAUACCAUGUAAAGCUGGCAAGGUCUUACUGCUUCCAACAUGUACGAGAAACCGGCGUGUAUACUAUGGAAGUCUAUAGACAUCCCGAUACAGUAAACAUCAAUGACGAAGAGGGAAACAUGUUAAUAAGGUGUCGAAUUCAAUCGAGACACGUUCAAGCAAGAAUUUAUUAUUGCUAUAUACUCUACAAUCGCAAUGCAAUCACAGAAUAUUGUUGUAGUUGCAUUCAUGGCCGCCGUACAUUAGGUAGUUGUGCCCACAUUAUUUCGAUAGUAUAUUACUUGUCCUGGGGCAGAUAUCAAGGUGACUUAGAUGAACCUGCAGGAUUUUUAGACUCGGUGUGCAUUGAAUUAGAAGAAUACUAA
This is a messenger RNA of Aricia agestis (brown argus), 945 nucleotides long. RefSeq lists its product as uncharacterized. The record is from RefSeq and is a predicted model, not a curated record. Bases 52 to 945 code for a protein of 297 amino acids. Lineage: Eukaryota; Metazoa; Arthropoda; Insecta; Lepidoptera; Lycaenidae. The transcript is spliced from 2 exons. Gene Ontology annotation, molecular function: zinc ion binding.